GGACAGUAUCAGGAGCAGUAUUUGUCUGAGAGGACAGGAUCUGGAGCAGGAUUUGUCUGAGAGGACAGGAUCUGGAGCAGGAUUUGUCUGAGAGGACAGUAUCUGGAGCAGGACUUGUUUCUGAGAGGACAGUAUCAGUAUUUGUCUGAGAGGACAGUAUCUGGAGCAGGACUUGUCUGAGAGGACAGUAUCCGGAGCAGGAUUUGACUGAGAGGACAGUAUCUAACUGUUAUUCCUUAGUGUUUUAAGAAGCAGCAGGAUUUUAGUCAUGAAGGAUAUUGCUCUAUCGCUACUGAGUCGAGGCUGUGGUCAUGUUGUCCAGGCACAGCUGGGCAGUCAAGAUGGACGCCUGGAAGUCUACUUCGAACCUAAGGACUACUAUGGUUGGAAGUCUCAGCCCUCCCUGCUCCGCUUAUCUAAGAGUGGCCGUCUGCUGGGCGGCGUGGAGACAGGGCUUCCUAAAACCUACAGCACAAGACAGGGACCUCUCUUCCUAUACUACCAGGAAAUGGCCAUGACGUCAUCGUUUCUGUCAUCGUGCCCCUCGGGGUCAGAGGACAUCAGGAAGAGGCAGGCCUCCCAACAUUCCAGACAGGAAGUGGAGCUCCAGCUGAACACUCUGCGGGACCUGACGGGAGCCAUACUGGCUUAUGGGAAAAAGCAGCUUCGUGAGGAAGAAGAAGGCAAAGACACCCACCAGCCUGUCCUCCCCCUCCCCUCCAGUCAUGAGACCUACUAUCCUCCCAUCAAGCCCUCCUACCCCAGACACCCCACCAAGGGUUGGACUCCCUUCAGGUCUACCUGGAACCGCCAGGUAGCGCCCCCCCACCUGGAGCAGCUUACAGCUGAUCCAGAGCUGUGA
This is a messenger RNA of Salvelinus sp. IW2-2015, 862 nucleotides long. The record is from RefSeq and is a predicted model, not a curated record. NCBI's taxonomy places the organism in Eukaryota, Metazoa, Chordata, Actinopteri, Salmoniformes, Salmonidae.